Molecule: messenger RNA, 267 nt
Organism: Encephalitozoon cuniculi GB-M1
Lineage: Eukaryota; Fungi; Microsporidia; Unikaryonidae
Product: U6 snRNA associated Sm-like protein
Exons: 1
Coding region: 1-267 (88 amino acids)
Biological process (GO): nuclear-transcribed mRNA catabolic process; mRNA splicing, via spliceosome; spliceosomal snRNP assembly
Molecular function (GO): RNA binding
Source: RefSeq, marked provisional
AUGUAUCCCCUGACUCUCCUACGAAUAUCGAGAAACAGGAUAGUGGAGCUAGAACUAAAGAACAACGACCAGCUAAGGGGCCUUCUUCACAAAUGCGACAUGGCCAUGAAUCUUCACCUUAAGAGCGUCACCAUCCAGAAAGAAGACGGGAGCUCCAUCUUCAUCAACGAAUGCUAUCUGAAGGGGACGUCGAUAAGGCUUGUGAAGCUGGAGUCAAAGAUCCUUUUGGAGCAGAGAGAAGAAUGUGUAUCCAAUAAUAAAGCAUGA